This is a messenger RNA of Paramisgurnus dabryanus, 3026 nucleotides long. It is a transcript of the gene tmpob, whose product is annotated as thymopoietin b. NCBI's taxonomy places the organism in Eukaryota, Metazoa, Chordata, Actinopteri, Cypriniformes, Cobitidae. Gene Ontology annotation, molecular function: DNA binding. The record is from RefSeq and is a predicted model, not a curated record.
AGGAGCUUCUUUCUGCUGUGCCAGUUCCGAGGCGCGCGCGCACCGAGCCGUCGAGCUAUUUGUACUUUUACCCGCAUUUGAAAACCGCGUAAUAUCGUAUUUCGACAACGCAACUUUAAUUUAAUGAAAAGCUUCGAUGUGCAAUCUCUUAAAAAAUCCACUUUUGCACAAAACUUAUAGCUGUGUUUGUCGUACAGUCCUGCGAGGACAUUCAAACGGAAGGCGCGAGCCGGCGGUUUGACGUGUGUCAACAACGCGAGACAAGAGUUGCGCGGUGUGAUUUUGAUUUUUUCUAAUUUUACAUAUUUGCAAAAUAAUUCGAUUUGGCCCUAAACGCGUUUAAUAACGAUAUAAUUGCAUUUGCAUUUUGUUAGUGAAAGUAGUAGUGAAAGGUAGUGAAAAUCAAGCAUGGCGCAAUUUCUCGAAGAUCCGUCGCAGCUCACUAAAGAGAAGCUGAAGAGUGAGUUGUUGGCCAAUAAUGUUUCUCUGCCCAGCGCUGACAGCAAGAAAGAUGUGUAUGUUCAGCUGUAUCUCAAGAACCUGACCGUUCUCAACAAGAAGAACCUUCCUCCUCCUUCAGACACUUUCUCCAGUGAUGAAGAGGUCAUAACACCCGUGCUGUCCAACAGAAGCCGAUCGGGGAAGAAAGCCACAAGAAAGACGGACAAAGUUCGUGCUGAGGAGAAUGACAUUUCUGGUCUGACUGAUGAAGAGCUGAAGGAUAAGCUUUUGAAAUACGGGCUGCUCUCUGGUCCGAUUGUUGCAUCCACACGUAGUGUGUACGAGAAAAAGCUUCAGCAGUUUCUUGAUCAGCCUCCGAAAGAGACCACGCUGCCCGAACCUGAGACCACCAUCCCAGAGGCCGUCACCAUCAAGCCAGACGGAAAUCAAAAUGGAAACACGUAUUCGGCAGAAGAUCAGUACAGUGACAAAGAAGAUGAAGUUCCCAUUCCUGAGCCGGUUCCCAUUGCGAGUAAGCCAGUCCGGAGCAGAGGAAAGACACCGGUCACCACCAGAACCAGCAGCAGACAGCGUACCAAAGUGCAGGUGGAGGAGAAAACAUCUGUGGAUGGCGGAGAUGUUUUAAAAGAAAUUUUCCCCAAUGAACCUGCCACGCCCACUGGAAUAAUGGCCACAUGUCGCAGGCCGAUCCACGGUGCUGCUGGACGUCCAGUGUUGCCUCUGAACCUCAGGUCCGAAGAGAUCAUCCAGCAGCAGAAGGUUUACACAACCACCAAAUCCUUCGUCACGGAUGUACGCAGCGCUCCACCGGCGGCUCCUCGCCCCCGACCACGCAGCUGGUUUUCUAUUUUGUUUAAGCUUCUGCUGUUCAUUCUUCUGGUUGCAUCGGUGUGCUACGCUUACCAGAACGUCACCGCCGAACAGAUCAGCGCCUGUCAGCUCUUUGUGCAGGACAAUGUGAUUACGCCUGUCGUCAAUUAUAUCAGCUGGGAAAGUCGCGGCGAAGGCGGUGACGGAAAAUAAACUUCCUCACUCCUCGACCUGCGCUUCAUCUUUCAGACUGAUUUUCUAGCUCAUCUGCAAGUUUUGGGAAGUUGGGUGGGGGAUUCUGAUUAUUGCAGUACGACCUAGCGGUAACGUCUGAAUAGAUCUGUGUUUUUAAUAGUCUUUGUGUGCAUUGUGUUUUGAUAUUCCUUUGCGAUUUUACUGUUUUGUAGCAUUCAAUGACGUAGUGUGACGUAGUGUUUGUUCACAAAUGCUUAUUGUGAAUCAUUAGCCACAAGUGUAUGGUGCGUCUCAAUUCAGAAUCACAAAACGAGUUCAGGACGUGUUUUUUUUUAAAGCUUUCAGUGAGUGCCAAGACAUCAUGGCCAGUGCAAGCACGAUUUGAGGCUGGAAAUGAAUUUAUAAAAAUUUCUGAAUAAUCAUGGCGUAGUUGAUUUUAGAGCUGAAUUGAAUAUUAUGAGAUGAGACUGGGAUUAAAGAUUUUGCUACAGCAUAGCAGAUAAACUAGUGAACAAAUGGUUGGGUUUUAUGUGAACGAAUUGUGGCAUUUAAAAAAACUCAAACUACUUUUUCACCAGUUUAGAUGAUGUUAAGUUUUAGUACUAGGCAUGUAGUCAUUGUCUUUUAUACAGAACUUGAAAGAAGCCAUGUCUCAUGUAGUAAAUAAUGCUUCAGCUUUUUGAUGAGAGUCAGCCUAAAAUCACAACGAAUCGGUUUAAAUGUGUUUGUGAUGUUUUCAUAAUGUGAUGUAAUUAUUGCCGAAUGUCCAAACUCAGAAUGAGAAUUUAAUCCACUGAUUCUUUUCUGUUGACUGUAUUUACACAUCUGUGACUGUUUAAACAUUUUUUCGCUUUGAUAAAGUUGUACUAUAAACAUAUUUACUAGAAUGAACUUCUUUUCAGUCAGAAAUACAUUUGUGAUGGGCAUCUUCAUUUUCCAGUCUGAUUUUAUAUUUUGCUAUUAUAUUUCAUUGUACUUGCAAUAUUUUUCUAAUGUCUUCUGUAAAAUUAACAUUUUUGAUGAGGUUAAAGUGGGUUACUUUUAAAUGUACAGAUACUGAAUUCACAAUUAAAGGGAUAGUUCACCCAAAAAUAAAAAAUCUGUCAUCAUUUACUCACUCCGGUGUUACAAACCUGUAUCAAUUUAUUUGUUCUGAUAAACACUAAGGAAGAUAUUUUGAGGAAUGUUUGUAACCAAACCCUUCGUGAGCCUUAUUCACUUCCAUAGUAUUAUUUUUCCUACUAUGGAAGUGAAUGGGGCUUAUGAUUGGUUUGGUUACAGACAUUCCUCAAAAUAUCUUCCUUCAUGUUUAUCAUAACUAAGAAAUUUAUACCGGUUUAAAACAUCAUGAAAGUAAAUGUCAAAAUGUUCAUUUUUGGGUGAACUAUCCCUUUAAGUCUGUUUUGUCUGCUGUGUCUCAGGCAGUGGAUUUUAUAUUAAUAAAAGUCAAAUUUGCACUCCGUAUGCAGGCAGCUAAAUGUGGGGAAAUUGGUUGUUUUUUUUAUUUAUCUUUAAGUCAAUACAGUACAGAUGUGAAAUAAAAACAUUGAAAUACUGGA